GUAAGUAAAGUGUAGUUCGCGAUCGCGGCGUAAAUCAGAGCGGUUAUACGCGCCUCUGGCCGCUGCUGGUACACGGUAAUGCGCGAUCUAUUCGCGUCGCGCGUUCUUUCCUUCGCGAGCAGCUCUCUCCCGUUUUUCAUUCGCGCUCACGCGCGAAACUUUAUGGCGUUUAACUUUUGGCGAACGCGCAACUUCACCGGCGCCGUUACGCGCGCGUCACGGUUAAUAAAAAUUAACAGUGGUUUAUCUGUGUGAGCGCGCGCGCGCAUACACACAUACACGUCGUGUAUGCGCGUGUGCUCACGUGUGUACACGGGCGAUUUACUUAACGGCGAAGAGGCCGCCGGGAUUUUUCGUCCCCGAAAUCGUCGCGAUUAUAUACGGCGAGGUCGCCGCUCGCCGAGGAUUUUCGUAAAGGACGCAGUAAAACCGGCGCUCCCGCGCCGGGACUCGCCUUCGCGCAGCGGGAUACGCAUACGUCUUAUCCGAGAAGGACACCGCAAAUGGAUACGGGGUGAACCGCGAGAAAGCGCGGUCACACUCGGACGACUCUCGCCUCUGCGCGACUUCUCGGCCGGACGGUGGGGCGGGCGACGCGAUAAACUCGACUAAACUGCGCUCUGCGGCGAUGCUUUAUUGGCUUUUAUCGAGUUUUAACGCAAGCACCCGGAUUCCUUUAUGGAAACGCCGUUAAUUUUACGACGCGGGCAUAUUUAGCCCCGCCACGGCUUCUCGUAAAAUCAUACUUCGGCCGCGAUAAAGUUAAAACAUCGGCGGGAGGCGAUACUGAAACAAAGUUGGCCUCGUAAAUACGCCGGGCGAGUUGGACGGCUGCUUCGUAAUGUGAUAUACAACGGAACAAUAAUAAUUAGCGCCUUUAAUAUCUUCCGCGCCCCAACUAUUGGGGUGAAACGAAAAUCCGUCAAAAGAAAAAAAUCGUGAAACUCUUCUUUAUUCGUCUCAUUACUAAGAGCUCCUUCAGGCUGUCCUACCUCCCUCUCCCCUGAUCGCGUAGACAGAUAUCGUGUGGUAUUUCAUAGGUAAAAUUUCGACUCUACCAAUCUCGCGAAGAGAGACGGUUUCUAUGCCUCGACUGUAAUGGCAUCGGAUAACACAAAUACAAACGGACCAGCUGCGCAACGGUCUCUUGGCGGCGUAACGUCACGCAAGUGCGUCCCGCGUGUCGAAAGGUAGCGUAUCGGUGUAGGUGCUGAAUAAUGAAUGGCAACGUCGAGACAACUUGCUGGACCAGCGUCGACGACGUGGAUCAGCUCGGCGGUGUAUAUACGAGCGUGGGUUAGGAGACGCAGUUACAGCACGAGUUCCGGGUGAAGCGACAUGAAAAAUUAACGGGCUCGCGUUUUGACAUUGCGUCAAACUUUCGUUGUACGAGUGAUAGAUUGUUCUACGGCCGGUAGAUUAUUCCGUCGUGCGCGGCAGAGAGAAAGAGAAAAAGAAGCGAGAACAAGACAGAGAGAUAAAGAGAAAGAGAGAAAGAGAGAGAGAGAGGAGGGAGAGAGAGAAGGGAGUAGGAGUCGGUAAACGAAAGAUGGUUUUGGAUUUCUCGACUAACGACCGGCAGACAAAUUCGAAUUUUACGAGGGCCACCUCGUCUCACCGGGUAUUGUCAGCUACCCGUCGAGAGCUCGCGAACGAAUCGUCCGACCGCGCUGGAUAAGUAUUUCUCGCGAGAUUUAUCACCGUGUCAAAGAGUACAAAAGUAAUUUCGGCCGAUGACGCGGAUUGAAAUGUACGACGACCUUUCUCUCUCUCUUUCUCCCUCUCUUCUCUCUCCACCUCGUCUUCGACAUUGUUAAUCUGCGCUCGCGGCAAACACGGACGCGUGCGCGCGUGUGUGUGUGUGCAACAGUUACGAUAAUGAUAAUUUAAUUUCGCGCCGCCGGAGAAUCGAUGUCGCGCCUCCAAUUAACAUCUCGCGAAAUUCAGUAACAGCGCAAUGGAAAUCUCAAAUUUGUACAAAUAAUAGAUGAAAAUCCCCACUCUAUUAUUAUUGAUCUAUAUAUUGAUGAUUGAAAAAAUUAUUUUAACAAUGCGGGAAUCAACGAACAAUGAAAGAGGACCCUCGCGAAAUCAAAGAAAGAGACGCGUCCGCUCGCGAAGGAACGCUUCUCACGAGAAAACGGGCUAUAAUUUUCCGUCUGCGGUAGAAUUCUCCCCUCCCUUCCCCGUGAUUCGUAAUCCUCUCCGCUUUAACUCGCUCGUAUCCGCAACGUGUUGCAACCCGGUGUUGCUGCCGACAACGAGAAGCACGGGAGAGUGAGGGGGAUGGAAGGGAGGACGGGAGAACAGAAAGACGCACGACGAUGGGCAUCGCGAUAUUUCAUUCGGCGUACGAUCCCGCGAAUUCGCGUCCUCAAAGACUUCAAAGAGAUCUCUGCGAGUUACCGGAUGUCCGGCUGCUUGCGACACUGUACUCGCUUUGUGCACCAUUCUCCCGGGAGACAGAGAGAACGAGUGGGUGGGGAAGGGGGGAAGAGGAGGUGAAGAAGACGGGAGCAGACGCCAGAAGAACGACACGACGACGACGACGACGACGAAGAAGAAGAAGAGGGGAAGCUGAGAGCUUACCGCUCAGCGAGGUGCUCGAAUUCGUCCGAGGCUUGUCGGCUGGCAAGUACGACGUAAGUCACCUACUAAACUGGCGGAAGCCUAUGGAGAGAAGUGUGGGCACCGCUAAUCGGUUCACGAAUGUCGUCACAAUUGAAUUUUUCCCGGACGAGCUUUCGUACGGCGUGGGCCGUUCCGAGGCAGCCAAGAACUGAAUCCAGGAAACGGGACUGGACGACACGGGGGAGAGUAGCCGGAGCUUGUAG
Molecule: messenger RNA, 2834 nt
Organism: Odontomachus brunneus
Lineage: Eukaryota; Metazoa; Arthropoda; Insecta; Hymenoptera; Formicidae
Exons: 3
Coding region: 2325-2783 (152 amino acids)
Source: RefSeq, a predicted model, not a curated record